AUGCUUUCUCACGCCGACCUCCUGGAUGCUCGCCUGGGUGAGUUGUCCUCACCCAACUCGGCGCUUCAACUCUGCUGGAUGAAAGAUGCGGCCGAGCUCCUGGGCCACCGCGAGGCUUUAAAGUGCAGGUUGUCCGGAAGCGGAGAGGACCCGGGACACUCCACUGAGCUGGGCCCGGGCGCCCUGGGCCCGGGCUCGGGCCCGGACGGCGUAAACGGCGCCACCAUACUCCCCGCCGACGACAUCACCUCCUCCGGGCCGGCAGGAGGAGUCGGGGGAGGGCCAAACCCGGUGCAGGUGAUCAAGGAGCAGGAUAAGCAGCAGAAUGGCGGCAACGGAGGUCAGCAGCAACAACCGAAUCAGAACCAGCAGCAGCAGCAGGCCCAGAAGCAGAAGCGGCACCGGACCCGCUUCACGCCGGCGCAGCUGAACGAGCUGGAGAGGAGUUUCGCCAAGACGCACUACCCGGACAUCUUCAUGCGGGAAGAGCUUGCCCUUAGGAUCGGCCUGACCGAGUCCAGAGUGCAGGUGUGGUUCCAGAACCGCCGGGCCAAGUGGAAAAAGCGCAAGAAGAGCACCAACGUGUUCCGGGCCCCGGGCACGCUGCUGCACAGUCAUCACGGCCUGCAGCAGUUCACCUCGGCGGCGGCGGCGGCGGCGGCAGCGGCUGCAGCGGCGGCCAUGGGCGACGGCCUGUGCUCCUUCCACGCCAACGACGGGCGCUGGGGCCCCGCCAAUAUGUCCCAGCUGCAGCUGCCUCCGGCCUUGGGGGGCCGCCAGCCGCCUAUGGCUCAAUCCCUGGGCCACUCUCAGUGCGGCGGCCUCCAGCCGCCGCCGCCUCCGCCGCCCACCUCCAUGGGGCUGUCCAACAUGUCGGGCGGUGGCGGCGGGCUGCAGUCUCACCUGUACCAGUCCCCCUUCGCCGGCAACGUGAGCGUCUCGCCGCAGCUGUGCGCGUCUCCGCCAGACAGUGACAUGUGGCGGGGCACGAGCAUCGCCUCGCUCCGCCGGAAGGCUCUGGAGCACACAGUGUCCAUGAGCUUCACCUGA
Syngnathus typhle (broad-nosed pipefish) is the source of this 1050-nucleotide messenger RNA. RefSeq names its product orthopedia homeobox a (gene otpa). The transcript has 3 exons. Gene Ontology annotation, molecular function: DNA binding; DNA-binding transcription factor activity, RNA polymerase II-specific. NCBI's taxonomy places the organism in Eukaryota, Metazoa, Chordata, Actinopteri, Syngnathiformes, Syngnathidae. The record is from RefSeq and is a predicted model, not a curated record. Gene Ontology annotation, biological process: regulation of DNA-templated transcription; neuron differentiation. Bases 1 to 1050 code for a protein of 349 amino acids.